GCGAAGCGGAGAGAUGGCGGCGGCGGUGCUGAGCCGGUGCGGGGGCGGCGGGAUGGUUCUCUCAGCACUGCUGGCUGCCCGACGACCUUACAGCAGCAUCUUUAGGGCAGCAGAGCUGCGUGUGGAGCAAAGCCCCCACCCCAAACCCAAACCCUCCCCGGAGCACCUGAAAUUCGGGCACAACUUCACUGACCACAUGCUGACCAUUGAAUGGAGCCGGGCAGACGGUUGGGGACCCCCCCACAUUCGCCCCUUCCAGGACCUGUGCCUCCACCCUGCAUCCUCUGCGCUUCACUACGCUGUGGAGCUCUUUGAAGGCAUGAAGGCUUUCCGCGGAGCCGACGACAAAAUCCGCCUUUUUCGCCCCGAAUUGAACAUGGCACGGAUGGGGCGCUCAGCCCAGAGGGUCUGCCUGCCCCCCUUUGACCCCGUGGAGCUGCUGGAGUGCAUUCGUGCCUUGGUGAGGCUGGAGCAGGACUGGGUGCCGCACUCUGAGGCUGCCAGUCUGUACAUCCGGCCCACCUUCAUCGGCACCGAGGUGGGGGCAAUGGAGGGAGGGCAACAAG
Messenger RNA from Lagopus leucura (white-tailed ptarmigan), 566 nucleotides. RefSeq names its product branched-chain-amino-acid aminotransferase, mitochondrial-like. The transcript is spliced from 5 exons. The annotation marks the transcript as partial. Gene Ontology annotation, biological process: L-leucine biosynthetic process; L-valine biosynthetic process. Gene Ontology annotation, cellular component: mitochondrion. Lineage: Eukaryota; Metazoa; Chordata; Aves; Galliformes; Phasianidae. Gene Ontology annotation, molecular function: branched-chain-amino-acid:2-oxoglutarate transaminase activity. The record is from RefSeq and is a predicted model, not a curated record.